Molecule: messenger RNA, 2275 nt
Organism: Paramuricea clavata
Lineage: Eukaryota; Metazoa; Cnidaria; Anthozoa; Malacalcyonacea; Plexauridae
Source: the annotation of a GenBank genome assembly
UAUUAAUCUCUUCUAUAUGUCUUGUAAAUAUCGUUGUAAUGUAACCCAGCAUCAUUCCUGAUGAUGACUAAAACAUAGUCAAAAGCUAGAAUAUAUUAAUUUCCUUUUUAGAGUUACCGUUGUUUUGCAAAAAUACUAAAUGGUUCUCGUUUAUCAGGUAUGUGCAAAGCUGGUUUCGCCGGCAACGAUGCACCAACAGUUGUUUUUCCCUCCAUCGUUGGUCAUCCUCGAGGUGUGAUGAGCGAGAAAGAUACAUAUGUUGGCGACGAAGCCCAAAGCAAAAGAGGUAUCCUUACCUUGAAAUACCCCAUCCAACAUGGCAUCAUCACAAACUGGGAUGAUAUGGAAAAGGUAAGGUUUUUAUGCUUCGUUUUAUGUUGUCGUUUUCGCUUUGGCUUGUGGUUAGCGCCCAUUCUUCUAUUUGUUUUAGAUCUGGCAUCACACAUUUUACAACGAACUCCGAGUAGCACCAGAAGAACACCCCAUCCUCCUUACAGAUGCUACCUUAAACACCUUCAACUCAAAACCCCAACGAGAAAAAAUGACACAGGUUUACACGUUUAAUAGCCAUAUUUGUACUUUUGUAGAUUUAUGAUAAAAUUGCUUCACAGCUGUCUAGUUACUUCUGAUGUUAAGUAUUUUAUGAGACAAGAAUAUACUUACUUUUAAUUUAAUAUGCCCUGGAAAGAUGUGGCACAGAGCUUUCAAAAUAAGCAGCCGGCGGUUACUUUUUUCCGUUCUUGAAACAUCAAUUCUGUUCUCUUUCCUCCAAUGUAAGCUUUCAAACAAAGUUAUUUUUCCUUAAGCAGGUCUACUUUAUAGCCUGGUCAUUUGAGAAAACGACAUACUAUUUCGUAAAACUGAUUUAGUUAUUUGCCAUGUUGAAUCAUGAAGUCUUCUUGUUGAAGAAUGAAAGUAGUGAUACAUUAUAACUUGCUACAGAGCUCAGUUGUGUUGCUAUCUAAUCAAUAUACACUGAUUAAUUUGGAUGACUUUAAGACUCCCUAGUCGUGCCCUUCCCUGCAGCCGCCUACUUUAUCAACACAGCCACCUGGCACCUACCCAGAAUAGUUCUGAAAGCCCUGGGCACUGUAAACAGUUCCAUUUUUUAAUUAGAUAAUUUCAAUUCUAAAAUGGUGACUAUUUGACAAAGAAUUGAUUAUAUUUUUAUAUUUUACAGGUCAUGUUUGAGACCUUCAACACCCCAGCUAUGUAUGUAGCCUUUGGGGCUGUGUUGUCUCUGUAUGCUUCUGGUCGUACCACAGGAUUUGUGUUCGACAGUGGUGAUGGUGUCUCCUACACUGUACCAAUCUAUGAAGGUUAUGCCUUGCCUCAUGCCAUCCAUCGUCUUGAUUUGGCUGGCCGUGAUCUUACCGACUACCUGAUGAAAAUCUUGAGCGAGAGAGGUUACUCAUUCACCACAACCGCUGAACGAGAGAUCAUCCGUGACAUCAAAGAGAAGCUGUGCUAUGUCGCUCACACAACCCAUGAAUGGGAAAUUCUCAAUGAUUUCGGAUUGAAGCUGUCGUAUGCCAAUCAAGGUAUUUACCAAGAAAAGGAAACAGCAACAACCAGUUCUAGCUUGGAGAAGGCGUACGAGCUUCCUGACGGUCAAGUUAUCACCAUUGGUAACGAGCGAUUCAUAUGCCCAGAACCACUCUUCCAACCAUUUUUCCUCGGAUUGGAAUGUUACGGUAUCCAUGAAACCUGCCAUAUGUCCAUCAUGGAAUGCGAUGUCGACAUCAGGAAAGAUCUGUAUGCUAACAUCGUGUUGUCUGGUGGUUCUACCAUGUUCCCUGGUUUUGCCGACAGAAUGCAAAAAGAAAUCACUGCUCUCGCUCCACCCACAAUGAAAAUCAAGGUGAUUGCUCCUCCAGAAAGAAAAUACUCUGCCUGGAUUGGUGGCUCCAUCUUGGCUUCCCUCUCGACCUUCCAACAAAUGAGUAUCUCCAUGCAAGAAUAUGAUGAAACUGGUACAUCUAUCGUUCACCAAAAAUGCUUCUAAGUUUAGUGACUUUCUAAUCAUGAUAACAUUUAACGAACUGCGGUUGUAAAAUUUAAGAUAAUCUUGUUCCAAACAAUGAACCAAAUUGUUUAUAUUUUUGGAGAAGAGUGCCUUGGAGGUGUGACUGUCUGUACAGUUCAACAGUGACAGAAUUAGAUUAUACAAAACUUUGAAAAUUCAAUUUAUAAUUAACUAAAAAAUACAUUUCUUUUCUAAAACUGUUGUUGGCUUUUCUAGAUUAUGUUAUAUUAUGUUGGACACUUGCCUUGC